Messenger RNA from Glycine soja, 1700 nucleotides. Its product is annotated as leucine-rich repeat extensin-like protein 2. The coding region runs from base 116 to 1456 and encodes 446 amino acids. Lineage: Eukaryota; Viridiplantae; Streptophyta; Magnoliopsida; Fabales; Fabaceae. The transcript has a single exon. Gene Ontology annotation, molecular function: protein binding. The record is from RefSeq and is a predicted model, not a curated record.
AUUUAAGAUAGUAUUUGAAAAGCAAAGCUAAGAACUGAGAAGAAAUGAAAAUAAAAAGGAUAGCAUAGUGCCAUAAUGGAAGCUUGAGAAGGAAGUGGUCCAAAGAAGAAGAAAGAUGAAGGAGAACUACUCAUACCAAUCGUAUCCAGAUUCAGGCGAGUCCUCUCCACGCUCCAGAGAGAUCGACUUCGAGAACCCUCCUCCAUGGGACCACCAAAACUACAAAGCCAAGUUCAUCUGCAGCUAUGGCGGCAAGAUCCACCCACGCUCCCACGACAACCAGCUCUCCUACGUCGGCGGCGACACCAAAAUCCUCGCCGUCGACCGCUCCAUCAAGUUCCCCGCCAUGCUUGCCAAACUCUCCGCCCUCUGCGACGCCCAAGACAACAACAUCACCUUCAAGUACCAGCUCCCCGGCGAAGACCUCGACGCUCUCAUCUCCGUCACCAACGACGACGACCUUGACCACAUGAUGCACGAGUACGAUCGCCUCUACCGCGCUUCCGCUAGACCCUCCCGCAUGCGAUUAUUCCUCUUUCCUUCCGAUACUCCUCCUUCGCCUCCACCUGCUUCUGCUCCACCUGAUACCGUUAUCAAACCUAAUAACGUCGAUUUUCUCUUCGCUCUCGAAAAAAACGUCGCCGUCCCUGCUCCUCCGCCUCCUCAGCCACCACCGGUUUCUGUCAAAUUUAAUGAUCCGCUGCCGGAGCCUGUGGCGCCGCAGCCGGAGUACCGGUCGCGGUUGAAUUUUAACCCUGCGGUUUCGGAUCCAAGCGCGAUUCAGCGCCAGUUGCAUCAAUUGCAAAUUGCGGAGAACGAGAAAGCUUCGUAUCGGAGGAAGAACGAGGAUAAUUACCCUGCCGGUGAUUACUACGUUCAGAAAAUGCCCGAGAAGUUCCCGCCAGCGAAUUUUCCGGCAAGCGCACCGGGUUAUUGGCCUGAAAAACAUGUUUCCGGCGAGGCUUAUCCGCCGGCGGUUACGGCAACGUCCGGCGGAGGGGAACCGUCGGUUCAUAUGAUUCCGGCGCCGGGGACGUUCUAUCAUGCACCAGUUAUGCGGCCUCCGGCCACUCAGGGAUACUACGCAGUGCAACAAAUGGGUUCUGAUAAUUACCGUGAAGCACCGGUUUAUGGCGGUGUUCCGCCGCCUAAAGCGGCGAUUCCGGCUAGCUUGGCGCCGGCGCAGCAGCCGGUUAAGGCUCCCGCGUAUACGGAAGGAUUCGGAAUGGUUCGGCCAGGUGGGAUGCUGGAUAAUACGGUUGGUCCGUACUCGCAGGUGGCGUACGAUAGUGCGAGUGGGAGACAGGUUUAUUAUACUGUGCCGGGUGGUGGGGUAGUGCACGCUCCUCCGUACCAAGGGGUUUUUCCGCCCGUAACCGCAGAUAUGAGACCGGGUGUGGUGUCGUUGGGUCAGGAUGUUAAAGUCAUAAACAAGGUUACUCAAGGUUCAGUGUGAUCAUUAUCGACCCAAAAAUAAUAAUAAUAAUAAUAGUUCAGUGUGAUUAUGAUUAUGGUUUAUCGCUACAUAUCUUUUUAUUUUCUUUUUUGUUACUAUCUUGUUCGUAAUCCUAUUUAUGUAAUAGGGAUAUUAUUAGCUUUUUAGUUUUUCGUUUGCUAUUGUUGUACACAAUAUGUCGAUGAUGAUCAUAACUUAUAUCAUAUUCCUAUGGUUUUGUGUAGAUUUCUUUCUGUGCUGCUAA